Messenger RNA from Rhipicephalus sanguineus (brown dog tick), 6196 nucleotides. RefSeq lists its product as uncharacterized. Gene Ontology annotation, molecular function: ATP hydrolysis activity; protein binding; nucleic acid binding. Gene Ontology annotation, cellular component: nucleus. Lineage: Eukaryota; Metazoa; Arthropoda; Arachnida; Ixodida; Ixodidae. The transcript is spliced from 20 exons. Bases 314 to 6196 code for a protein of 1960 amino acids. The record is from RefSeq and is a predicted model, not a curated record.
AACACAGCGAUCCUCGCAUCCCCACGGACUCUUCUUGGUGCUUCUGAGAGGUGUGGAGGGGAGUGAGUGAGCCAGCUCGCUCAGCUCGCUGCUGUGUGCUUCUCCCGUACGCAACUCCGGAACCGGAAACAGCGUGAAAACCCCCCCGUGUCGCCAUUUCGUCCGUGUGUGUGUGUCUUCUUGUGGAUGUUUUGUCAACAGUGUCGGAAUCCCGAGCGUUUUCUGGCAUCGUUCGGCGCUUCGUGGAACGCCAGCGAGCCUCGAAAUGGCAGGCCCAGGCAAUCGCACGUUUCUACGAUGGCGUUGAGGUGUGAUGGACAUCAAGGAUCUGGUUUUUCCGGACCCGCGCUUGGACACCAUGAAGGCAUGGACCGGAGGGUUAGGUCAGUUAGAAAGAUUCCUUGAGAGCAGCUGCGGCCGGAGCACCGAACCGGCGCCUUCCGACAUGUUCCCGGGUUUUCCGAGCUCCGGCUCAUCCCAGGCCAUGCCGGGAUCCGCCCCUUUGAACCCCGGCGCGGCUGCCAACCCCUGGUUCCACCAGUCGGCCUUCUCGAUGGCCGCCGACAUUCAUUCCGGGGCCUCGGGCACCUCCUCCUCUUCGAUGGCGGGGUCCCCUUACUGGCUUCCUCCGCACCAGUAUGCGCCUGCGCCCGCCGCCGACCCGCACCAGACGCGCUACGGCGCGGGAAACGACCUGUACUCCGCCUCUACCUCUGCAGCGGCCCCUUGGUGGUUUGGGCAUAACACGUCGACUGUGGCGAGCGGGCUUCACUCGUCACAGUACUUCCAGCAGCACGUGACGACCAGCGGCGACCCCAUGUCGAACCCUUUCCACACGCCGGCCUCCGCAACAUCGUCGAAGACCCCAGGCUACCUCCGGCACGGACUGGCGACCCAGCAACACCUACAACAGCAGCAGCAGCCCGCUGCGCCGUCCCCCGCCACUCAGCAGCAUCACCUUCAUCAGUCAUCGGUCCAGCAGCAGCAGCAGCAGGCAUACCAUCACCACUCACCGGCCACGUCGCAGCACGAGGCCAUGUCAUCCCCUGCCGCCACCACUCCCAUCCAAUCCAUCAUUCCGUCGAGCCAGCACCAGUCUAUGGGCAUCUCCGGCCAGCAUCAGCGCUCGCUGAUGUCGUCCUCCUCGUCGCAGCAGCUGGGUUCACCGACCUCGAUGAUGGGCCAGCAACACGACGGCAUGGGCGGCCAGACAAGUCGGUCCCAUCAGCAGCAGCAGCAUCAGCAACAGCAGCACCAUCAACAGCAACAGCAACACCAACAACACCAGCAGCAUCAACAACAUCAACACCAACAGCACCAACAACAACAGCAGCAUCACCAGCAUCACCAAAUUCAAAGGCCCGUGGUGCCCAGGGCGCAGCAGCAGACGCAGCAGCAGAAGGCAAGUUAUGGCAGCAUGACACAGCAGCACGUUCAGUCCGCGCCGGCGCAGCAGCGCGUCAACCACCAGAGCAUGAUGGCGCCGAUAUCGUCAAGCUCUCAAAUGAUGGCGCCGCCGCAGUCACACCCGCACAACAGCAUAGCCUCCGGCGGUCUGGACACCAACAUCCAGCCGAUCUUCGAGCUUUACGGACACGACCCGCUCGCCUCGGUCCAGGGGGGCCAGCAAUUUCACCACCAACUGCCGAGGUUCGACGUGCCUGCGGCGAGCUCCGCGAGCGGGCAGGGCUUUGCGCAGCUGCAGUCACAGACGACCUGGAUACCCCCCGAAGCUCUCAGCGGUGCCGACACGUCGAAGUCCAAGUGGGCCAAGCCCGAGGCCGGUGCCGACGCGGCGACCGAGAACGACGCCAAAGAGGGUGCGGCCAAGCCCGACGCGGCGGCUGGCUCGCCCACCAAGAAGGGCAAGGGGAGGCGGAAAAAGGAGGAAAGCUCGAAGAAGAAGCAGAAAGAAGACCUCCUCGCCGACGCCAAGAAAGGGUUCCAGAGAAAAAACAUCCGAGACAUCAAAAACGAGUCGGACCUGGAUGAGGUCACGCUGAAUGCUCAGAAGGAGGAGCAGGAGCGCAUGAAGCGUCUCCAGGAGGCACGGCUUCGAGCACUCCAGAGCCAGGGAAUAGCUCCGGGCCCCGCCGCACACUCCGCGAUUGGCCCGAUUGCCCUGGAAAGCAGCAGCAGCAGCGACGACGACGAUGACAGCACGUCGCAGUCCGAGGACGAGGCAAUACCAGCCGCCGUACCACGGAGGACAGGUGGAGACGUGAUUGAUAUCUCAUCGUCAGACGAAGCUAAGAUCCCCGAGGAAGAGGACGACGACGUCGUGAUGGUGGUGAGCGACGGAGAAGACGGGGACGACGAAAAGGGCGAUGACCUGAACGACGGGGCUCACAUCAACGACGCGGUCAACCAACCGGAUUCUAUGGGUCGCGUCCUGGUCAACGUGGGCCAUCCGCCCGAAGACUCGGACGUCUUCUUAGCGCCGCAGUUGGCGCCCAUUGUCAAGCCUCAUCAGAUCGGUGGCAUUCGGUUCUUGUUCGACAACGUGGUGGAGAGCGUGGGCCGCUUCGACACGUCGAGCGGCUUCGGCUGCAUUCUGGCUCACAGCAUGGGCCUGGGCAAGACCAUCCAGGUCAUCUCCUUUGUGGACGUCCUGCUGCGGCACACGGCAGCACGCAAGGUCCUCUGCAUCACCCCCAUCAACACAAUCCAGAACUGGCUCGCGGAAUUCGACAAGUGGGUGCCGGCGCCCGAAGCUGUUCCGCAGAACCUGGUGGAUUCGGGCCAAGUGAGGCCCCGCUCGUACCACGUCUACCUCCUCAACGACAUGUACCGCUCUACUCCGGCCAGGGCCGAGUUGAUCUUGGACUGGCACAAGAAGGGUGGUGUCCUGCUGAUGGGCUAUGAGAUGUACCGGAUGUUGGCGCUUAAGAAGGUGGUACGUCCUAGCAAGCGCCGGAGAAGUCCUAAGAAAGAGGACCUCUCUGUGCCGGAGGACGAAUCUCGCCACUCGCAGCUCCUGGACGACAUCUACCAGGCCAUUGUGAACCCGGGUCCCGACCUCGUCAUCUGCGACGAAGGGCACCGCAUCAAGAACUGCAAUGCAAGCACUUCCACUGCACUCAAGAGCAUACGAACUAAGCGGCGCAUCGUGCUGACGGGCUACCCAUUGCAAAACAACCUGCUCGAGUACUGGUGCAUGGUGGACUUUGUGCGGCCCUCGUACCUGGGCACGCGCUCUGAGUUCUGCAACAUGUUUGAGCGGCCCAUCCAGAACGGACAGUGCCUGGACAGCACGCCCAAGGACCGGCAGCUCAUGCGCUUCCGCGCGCACGUCCUGCACAGCCUGCUGCAGGGAUUUGUACAGAGGCGAGGCCAUGCGGUGCUCCGGGACGCCCUUCCCCGCAAGGAGGAGCACGUGCUGCUCAUUCGGAUGACGCCCAUCCAGCGGACGCUGUACCGGGAGUUUGUCAAGGAGUUUCUUCACAACUACAGGGUCACCAACCCUCUCAAGUUCUUUGCGGUCUGCUGCAAGGUGUGGAACCACCCCGACAUCCUGUUCCACCUGGUGCAAGAUAAGAAGAACGAGGUGGGCCUAGACAUCGACUUGGACAUCGACUUGAUAGGCCCCACGGUCAAGGAGACACACGCCAAGAAGCACCACCAUCACCAUCACCACCACCACCACACCAACUCAGCAGGCCUGAGUGAAGUGCUCGGAAGGCCUGGGCGUGGAGAAGCUACAGACGCUGAUGCCAGAGAUCAUCUCAACCGCCGAACGGACAGACAUAGCACCGCACGUCAAGGCCGGCUAUGUCAUGAUGUUCAUUUACAUGCCAGGUGUCUUCCAGAGGAGUUCACUCCCUACAUCUCGCAGAUCAUCAACCCCAUUCUCAAGGCACUAGCAGAUGAGAACGAGUAUGUGCGAGAGACGGCACUGAGGGCUGGCCAGCGCAUGGUGAACAUGUAUGCAGACACGGCCAUGACCCUGCUGCUGCCUCAGCUGGAGAAGGGGCUCUUUGACGACAACUGGCGCAUCCGGUACUCUUCUGUACAGCUCUUGGGUGACCUCCUUUACAAGAUCUCAGGUGUGACUGGAAAGAUGACUACCGAAACUGCCCACGAGGAUGACAACUUUGGCACAGAACAGUCACAUAAGGCCAUCAUGAUAGCCCUGGGCGAGGAGCGUCGCAACCGGGUGCUGGCCGGCCUGUACAUGGGCCGCCUGGACACCUCGCUGAUGGUGCGCCAGGCCUCCCUGCACGUGUGGAAAGUGGUGGUGACCAACACGCCCCGCACCCUGCGUGAGAUCCUGCCCACCCUGUUCUCCCUGCUGCUGGGAUUCCUGGCCAGCAGCAGCUAUGACAAGCAGCAGGUGGCAGCGCGCACCUUGGGCGACCUGGUGCGCAAGCUGGGUGAGCGGGUGCUGCCUGAAAUUGUGCCCAUCCUGGAGCAAGGCCUGGACUCAGACCUGCCCGACCAGCGCCAGGGUGUGUGCGUGGGACUGAGCGAAAUCCUGGCCUCGACAUCGCGUGACAUGGUGCUUACCUUCCUCGACAGCCUCGUGCCCACCGUCAGGAGAGCCUUGUGUGAUCCCCUGAAGGAGGUGCGCGUAGCCGCAGCGAAGACCUUUGACAACCUGCACUCGACUGUCGGCUCCAGGGCUCUGGAUGACAUUCUGUCCCCAUUGCUUAUGCAGCUGGGCCACGGUGACUCCGAACUGGCCGAGAACACGUUGGACGGCCUGCGGCAAGUGAUGGCCAUCAAGAGCAGAGUUGUGCUGCCCUACUUGAUACCACAGGUGAAGGGACACUGCUUUCCAUCACUUUACUUCAGGCUUCGUGGAGGACCCCCUGGAUACAGCCCCCCGGCCCCGUCUAGGAGUUCGCCCAGAUCGACCGCCCGGGCUCCACAGCGUUUCGCCGUGGGUGCCAGGGCUCGGCCCUGGCUUCUGAUGGCCUUUGCCGCACCUCCGCCCAAGGCGCACUGUUUCAUCCUCAAUGCGCCUGAGGGCAGCACUGUUGAUGACGUCAUCGACGCGCUUGAAGCAGUGACCGGACCUGCCGGUAUCAAGUCCCUCCAGCAUAUGGGAGGAGUAAAGUUUAGCGCUGCCGCCUCAAGUGAGAACGCAGCCACGAAACUGAAGAGCCGGGGCGCUAUUCUACUGAAUGGCGAAUCGGUGCCCCUUGUCAGCAUUGGUCCCGAAAUUGUCCACGUGUCAGUCUUCCGAGUGCCACUGUGGGUCGGAGACGCAGCCCUUGCGUCAGCGCUCUCGGCCUACGGGAACGUACAACAAGUCCAUGAGCCAGCCUUCAAGGGACGCCCGGGAGUGGGUACAGGCAUCCGAGUGGCUCGUGUGGAGAUGAAGAAGCCCAUUCCGAAUUUCCUGUCCGUCCAAGGCCACACGGUAAUGUGCGAUUACCGGGGCGUGAAAAAGGUGUGCUCAAGGUGCCGCCUGGCUGGACACAUCGGGAAAGACUGCGCUACCCCUAGGUGCACACGGUGCGGCGUCUUUGGCCACACCACGGAUGGAUGUACGGAGCCCUGCCGUAGGUGCGGGGGGAACCACGCCACCGUUGACUGCGUCCGUCCGAGGUCCUUCGCAGCGGCGGCGGCAGGAGAGCAGGAAGGCAUAGACUCCUUGUCAACACCAAUGGGCUCCCACGGGGAACAGGCACCUUUGGAGGAGGCCAGCAAUGAAGCCGUGGCAUCAGAUGCCGAAUCGCAGGGGGACAUCGCAGAUCUUCCUCACCAUUCGGGGGCGAAGUCAACAGCACACCAGACUCAGCGCGAGACAGAAGAGGAUACAUCGUCGGAGACAUGUGGGGACCUCAGCUCUCCGAGACCCGGGGCCACGGCUGCACUUCCCAGCGGGGGACACGAGGACACCAGCUCCGACGCUGGGAGUUCUACAGGUAGCGCUGAUGCACCACGGUCAUCCAUGGGACGUGGCACAAGAGCAGCGACACGGACUGACGCCCCCUUCACCGGCCUAGAGAAGAUCAACUCCCGAGCGGGCGGACUCACUGCCCAGACCCGUAGGAUGAACCUCUCGAACCCUCUUCACAAAAUCACGGGCCCUGUCGCCGCAGCGAGUUCCGGAGACUGCGCCAUGGACGUCGAGAGACAGGCCGUGAAGCGCGUCCACCCAUCGUCAACGGAUUCUGAAGGCGUAUUAGAGAGUAAGCCACAAAAACUUUCUAACGCUCUGGCGCAGUCAGAGCAUACACCCCCGUAG